UGUUGUUAUCGAUAACCAAACCAGCGUUGUUGUCCAAUCAGAAAAAGUGUAGGCGUAGAGGAAAAACAAAAAUUAAACUUUAAAUAUCAAUGUUGAGGCCAAGACGAAGAUAACAAUUCCCACGAGCAAGAAGAAGACGAGCCAGAAAAGACCUAGCGGAUUAAAAACAUAAUAAUAUAUAGAUAAAAGCUAUAUAACGACAAGAUGGCGAGGAAAAUGGCAAAGUUCUACAAGCUGGAUAUAAAUCGUACCGAGUGGGAAAUUCCGGAGACGUACCAGAACCUUCAGCCAGUGGGACAAGGAGCCUAUGGACAGGUUUGCAAAGCGGUAGUCCGCGGAACCAGCACGAAGGUAGCCAUUAAGAAGCUAGCCAGGCCCUUCCAGUCGGCGGUGCAUGCGAAGCGAACCUAUCGGGAACUCCGGCUGCUUAAGCACAUGGACCACGAGAAUGUCAUCGGUCUGCUGGAUGUCUUCCAUCCCGGACAGCCUGCUGACUCGCUGGAACAAUUUCAGCAGGUGUACAUGGUAACCCACCUCAUGGACGCCGAUCUGAAUAACAUCAUACGUACUCAGAAGCUGUCUGAUGACCACGUCCAAUUCCUGGUCUACCAGAUCCUGCGCGGACUAAAGUACAUCCACAGCGCCGGGGUGAUCCAUCGCGAUCUGAAGCCCUCUAAUAUCGCGGUAAACGAGGACUGCGAGCUGCGCAUCCUGGACUUUGGUCUUGCUCGUCCUGCGGAGAGCGAGAUGACCGGUUACGUAGCCACGAGAUGGUAUCGUGCUCCUGAAAUCAUGCUCAACUGGAUGCACUACAACCAGACGGUGGACAUCUGGUCGGUAGGCUGCAUCAUGGCGGAGUUGUUAACUGGACGGACGCUCUUCCCGGGGACCGACCACAUUCACCAACUAAACCUGAUCAUGGAGGUGCUUGGCACGCCGGCCGAUGAGUUUAUGAGUCGUAUUUCCUCGGAGAGUGCCAGAAACUAUAUUCGCUCGCUACCGGUGAUGCCGCGUCGCAGCUUCAAGGACAUUUUCCGCGGUGCCAAUCCGCUGGCUAUUGAUCUGCUGGAGAAGAUGCUCGAGCUAGACGCUGACAAGCGAAUCACCGCCGAGCAGGCGCUGGCCCACCCGUACAUGGAGAAGUACCACGACCCGACCGACGAGCAGACCGCAGCACUUUAUGACCAAAGCUUUGAGGAGAACGAGCUGCCGGUGGAGAAGUGGCGGGAGAUGGUAUUCAGCGAGGUGUUGGCCUUCAAGCCCACCCCAGCCUUUGCCGAGCUCCUGCCGAAAGAGCAGUAAUCAUCCCGGCCACCCCUGUCCCUGUUCGUUCAAUGAUGCUAUAUACAUUUAGAUCAGUCUUUUUUUGCACCUAGUUCAAGCGGAAGUGCUUAGUCGUGAUUUCUUUAUUCGUGGAGUGUAAACAAUCGGCAAUAUUUAUUCAAGAGCGAUCUAUAUUUAGAAAACGCUUCAGUGGCAGGCUUUAAACAAUUAUUUUUUUUUACCACAGAAGAGCACGUAAUCGUUAGAUAUUACGUUACGUAUUUUCGACUUCUCGGUUCGCUUUCUUCGGAUACAGAAAUUACGGUUGAACUAUGUAUAUGCAUAUAAUGUAGCGAUUUCGGAAUAUUUUUUCCAAAAAUCAAAGUCACAGCCUUAAUGUCCAGUUCAACUUUAGAUUUGGUGUCGGUUUUAACACGCAGUUUUUGUGAAUAAUCCUGUAAAUGUGAGUGUACAUGUACAUCUUAGUUCGUAAGCGAACGCGUCUCGCGGCCAGUAACUAUAAAAAAGAGCACUACUGUCUACGUUGAAUCAAAAUAAAUGUGCUAUGUAUUUUAAAA
This is a messenger RNA of Drosophila ficusphila, 1841 nucleotides long. It is a transcript of the gene p38b, whose product is annotated as mitogen-activated protein kinase p38b. The record is from RefSeq and is a predicted model, not a curated record. Gene Ontology annotation, cellular component: nucleus; cytoplasm. Gene Ontology annotation, molecular function: ATP binding; MAP kinase activity. Gene Ontology annotation, biological process: protein phosphorylation; intracellular signal transduction. The coding region runs from base 205 to 1302 and encodes 365 amino acids. The transcript is spliced from 2 exons. Lineage: Eukaryota; Metazoa; Arthropoda; Insecta; Diptera; Drosophilidae.